This is a messenger RNA of Raphanus sativus (radish), 2692 nucleotides long. Its product is annotated as protein kinase STUNTED. The record is from RefSeq and is a predicted model, not a curated record. Bases 245 to 2389 code for a protein of 714 amino acids. Gene Ontology annotation, biological process: protein phosphorylation. The transcript is spliced from 9 exons. Gene Ontology annotation, molecular function: ATP binding; protein kinase activity. NCBI's taxonomy places the organism in Eukaryota, Viridiplantae, Streptophyta, Magnoliopsida, Brassicales, Brassicaceae.
UACUCUUCUCUUUCUCAGAAGCUGCAGAACCAAAAUCAAAGCCGCCAUAAAGACAGUGACGAGAAACUUUGUUUUGUAGUCAUAUAGUCGUCACGAUGACUGUGUUUCUCCAUGAAUCACACUUCAGGAAAGGAUACAGAGCACUCACCUGAAAAUUUAGACAAACAAUUUUAGAAGAAAAAAACCGAAGAGAAGUGACAAAAAAAGAACGAAGAGAGCGAGAGAGAGAGAGAGAGAGAGAGAGAUGACGAAAAACGGCGUCGUGACAGGAGGAAGAGGAGGUCGUGCUGUAGUGGUGGGUGUGAAGUUCGAUGCGGCGAGCAGUGAGCUGCUAGAUUGGGCUUUGGUUAAGGUUGCUGAACCGGGUGAUACAGUGAUCGCUCUUCACAUUAUCACCAACGCAGGCGACGACUCUUCGUUUGUCUCUCUUGUUAAAACUUUCGACUCUGUUCUUGAAGCUUAUGAAGGUUUCUGCAAACUGAAACAGAUUGAGCUGAAGCUGAAACUAUGCCGAGGCUCUUGUACUCGAAAGGUUCUUGUUAGAGAAGCAAAGCUAUGUCAUGGAUCCAAAGUUGUAGUUGGAGUUUCCAAAAGCUGUAGCCACUCAUCUGUCUCCGUGGCUAAGUACUUAGCCAGGAAACUGUCAAAAGACUGCUGGGUUCUGGCUGUCGACAACGGGAAAGUCAUGUUUCAGAAAGAUGGUUCCUCAUUGAAAGGAAAAGGCAAUGCACAUAGGAACACUUUGUCUAGCUUCUUUCAGAUGCAUAAGAAUACCAAAGUAGUUAACAGUUGGGAGGAGGAGGAGGAGGAGGAAGAAGCAGAGUUGGAUCGUUCCAAUGGCCGUAGUCUACGGCAGGCUUUAGUGUCUUCCUGCCUUGGGAAUCGUUUUGUCUGUGGAGAUCUAUCUAGAUCAUCUAGUUGUAAUGACGAUCAAUAUGAUAAUGCUGAUGAGUUCCACAAGUCAAAAAUGGCCAUUGAGCCAGUGAAGGUUCCAGAAGAUUUGACCAGAUUCAUCACUAUGCUGGUCAACGAACUGCCUGAGUUUAGACCAGGCUGGCCUUUGCUCUGUCGUGUAGCUUCUCCAGACGUGUUAGCUAAUGUCCCGAGAAGCUAUUCCUUCAGACAGAUACCAGUUGCCCAGUGGGUCCUCAAGCUCCCCUCUAGGACCAAUUCUCUUGUUAGUAGCAGUACUUCAGAAGCUAAGCAGUUGUCUACUAGCUUAAACAAUGAAAGUCUAGAUGGUAAUGAUUCUAUGAUCGUGAAGGGUCUUCAUGAGAGGUUCUCCACAUCUUGCCGAUCUUUUAAGUACAAAGAACUUGUUUCAGCUACAUCCAGUUUCUGCCCUGAUAAUUUCAUCGGAAAAGGAGGAAGCAGCAGGGUUUAUAGAGGCUAUCUUCCCAAUGGAAGAGAGGUUGCAGUGAAAAUUCUCAAGCAGACCAAAGGCGUCUUGAAGGAUUUUGUGGCGGAGAUUGACAUCAUCACGACGUUGAACCAUAAGAACGUUAUAUCCCUCUUGGGUUACUGCUUUGAAAACAAUAACCUCUUGCUUGUGUACAACUAUCUCUCAAGAGGAAGCCUUGAAGAGAAUCUUCAUGGCAACAAGAAAGAUCCGGUUGCAUUUCGUUGGAACCAGAGAUAUAAGGUGGCUGUGGGAAUAGCUGAGGCGUUGGACUAUCUGCAUAACAAAGCUCCACAACUUGUUAUUCACAGAGAUGUUAAGUCAUCGAACAUAUUGCUGUCUGAUGAUUUUGAGCCACAGCUUUCUGAUUUUGGGCUUGCGAAGUGGGCUUCGGUAUCUACAACGCAGAUCAUCUGCUCUGAUGUUGCAGGCACCUUUGGGUACUUAGCUCCAGAGUACUUUAUGUAUGGUAAGAUGAACGAUAAGAUAGAUGUGUACGCAUACGGUGUUGUACUCCUCGAGCUUCUUUCUGGAAGAAAACCUGUUAGUAGCGAGUCUCCAAAGGCUAGAGAGAGUCUUGUUAUGUGGGCGAAACCAAUUCUGGAUGAUAGAGAUUAUCCUCAGUUAUUAGACCAGAGUUUGCUUAAUGACAACGAUGGUGACCAGAUGGAGAGGAUGGCGUUAGCAGCCACUCUUUGUAUAAGGCAUAACCCACAAUCUAGGCCAGAGAUGGGAAUGGUUUUAAAUCUUCUUAGAGGUGACGUGGAGAUGCUAAAAUGGGCAAAGGAACAAGUUAGCAACGGCUUAGAGGAUUCAAAGCUGCUGAAAGACGAGAAACUGAAGAGGUCUAAUCUACUACAGUCACAUCUUAAUGUAGCGUUCCUUGACAUGGAGGAGGACGAGUCUAUCUCCAUGAGAAGCAUGGAGCAAGGCAUCUCCGUGGAGGAUUAUCUUAAAGGCAGAGAAAGCCGCUCAUCGAGUUUCAACUGAGCUUGUUCCUUUUCAUAGUAGCAGAACUUUUCUUAGCUGAGCCUGUGAUGGUGAAGACUAUCUUGGGAGACCUGUUUAUGGUUGUAGAUGCAAAUUUUAAUUUUUCGGACCUGUUUUGGAAAUUUUUGCUUUUAUUGGGGCAAAACAGAAAUACAAUAUGUGCAUACCGUCGUCAAUGGUCUUUGUCUUGUACUGUAGUGCUCGUACCGUCGUCGUACGUCUCACUGUCAUUUUCUAGCAUUAUCUUGUUGAUUACAAUUUCAUAUCGUAAUGUUCGAGAAAUUAUAAAUGUAUUAUUUCUCU